Molecule: messenger RNA, 4752 nt
Organism: Poecilia latipinna (sailfin molly)
Lineage: Eukaryota; Metazoa; Chordata; Actinopteri; Cyprinodontiformes; Poeciliidae
Product: TNF receptor-associated factor 2-like
Exons: 11
Coding region: 260-2059 (599 amino acids)
Biological process (GO): positive regulation of canonical NF-kappaB signal transduction; regulation of apoptotic process; tumor necrosis factor-mediated signaling pathway
Cellular component (GO): plasma membrane signaling receptor complex; cytoplasmic side of plasma membrane; cytosol
Molecular function (GO): zinc ion binding; tumor necrosis factor receptor binding; ubiquitin-protein transferase activity
Source: RefSeq, a predicted model, not a curated record
GUCCAGCCCACCGCAUGACGUAAAGCCCAGUCUGAAAGUGCAAUGGCGAUAUUGGACAAUAACAGCCAUCGCGUUGGGGGACCACAUCUGUAUUAUGUGGCUAACAUUGAAGAAAACACCUCGAGCCGGCUGCGACACCACAUAUAAUAACGGCAGAGCCCACGAGCGGGAAUCUGCGAGCGGGGAAGGGGAUUUCACAGCCUGCGCGCGGGAUGACAGUUUAGACUAAAACCGCUGGUGUGACGUGUAAACAGACGCCAUGGCCACACAGGAGCCGUCCCCUCCGUCGUCCAUGGAGAGCAAUAAACCCGGCUUCCCCAAGAAGAUCCUGGGCAACAAGCUGGAGGACAAGCACCUGUGCAACUGCUGCCACAACAUCCUCAGACGGCCAUUUCAAGCCCAGUGUGGACAUCGCUUCUGCUCCUACUGCUUCAACAGGACCGUGAGUAAUGGACCCCAGAAAUGCAACGCUUGCAUUAAAGAAGAUAUUUUUGAGGAGCCGACAUCAGUUUUGAAGCAAGGAUGUGCAUUUCCUGACAAUGCCGUUCGAAGGGAAGUUGAAAGCCUGUCUGCGGUUUGUAUCAAUGAGGACUGUACUUGGGAAGGAACUAUUAAAGAGUAUGAGCUGAAUCACGAGGGGAAGUGCGAGUUCAUGAUCAUCCCCUGCCCCUCCUGCAAAGAACGAAUCCGCUUCAAUGAACAGGAGCGCCACAACGAGCGGGAGUGCCCGGAGAGGACGCUCAACUGCAAGUACUGCAAGGAGCCAUUUCACUUCAAAAACAUCAAGGCUCAUGACGAAAUCUGCCCCAAGUAUCCGAUGAUCUGUGAAGGUUGUGCCAAGAAGAAAAUACCCAGAGAGAAGUAUGUGGACCAUAUUAAACUCUGCACUAAAUUCCGAACUCCAUGUCGAUUUCAUGUCGUUGGAUGUGACAUGUCUGUGGAGAAAGAGAAGAUUCAUGACCAUGAACGCGCUUACGCCUACGAGCACCUUAACCUGCUCCUGCACUACAUUAUGGGUAUGAAGGUGAGCAUGGAGGGCCUGCAGCCCCAGGGACUGGAAGUAGCCGGACACAAACUGUUAGAACUCCAACAAUCCCUCAGGGAACUCGAGGCCAGAGUCUCCCAGCUCAGCACCACCUCUUCUGGGCCUCCCGUGCAGGGAGCUGCCGCUUCCUCCUCUUCUUCCUCCACCUGCAGUGCCGGCCUGCCCGGCCCGCCCGCAUCAGCUCCUCUUCCUCCACCUCCCACUCUUCCUCCAACGCUCUCCGUGUCUACCUCGUUCACACCCCUGCCCAGCUCGGUGGGCGCAGCGCUGGAGCUCCAGCUCCACAGCGAGAAGACCAAGGUGGCCGAGCUUGGCCGCAGAUGCACGGAACUCGAGGUCAAGGCGGGGACGUUUGAAAAUGUGGUGUGCGUUCUUAACAGGGAGGUGGAGAGGUUUGCCACAACCAUGGAGGCCAGCAACCGGCAGCAUAAACUGGACCAAGACAAGAUCGAAGCUCUUAGUAAUAAGGUGCGACAGCUGGAGAGAACAGUUGGACUGAAGGACCUCACGGUGGUGGAGAUGGAGGGCCGACUGAGGGAAAUGUCCGCCACCACCUUUGAUGGCGUCUUCAUCUGGAGGAUCUCAGACUUUGCCAAAAAACGACAAGAUGCCAUUGCAGGUCGGGCUCCUGCCAUGUUCUCACCAGCUUUCUAUACUAGCAAGUACGGCUAUAAGAUGUGCCUGAGGAUCUAUCUGAAUGGGGACGGGACGGGGCGUGGCAGCCACCUGUCCCUGUUCUUUGUGGUGAUGAGGGGACUGAACGACGCUCUGCUCAAAUGGCCGUUCAACCAGAAGGUAACACUGAUGCUACUGGACCAGAGCAAUAGGGAGCACAUCAUCGACGCCUUUCGACCCGAUGUCACUUCUUCUUCCUUUCAACGACCCGUGAGCGAGAUGAACAUCGCCAGCGGCUGCCCGCUCUUCUGCCCGCUCUCCAAGCUGGAUGGAAAGAACUCGUACAUUCGCGACGACACAAUAUUCAUCAAAGCCAUCGUGGACCUCACCGGCCUCUAGGCGUCUCCAUGUCGACGGUUAUGAUGACCAGGCAGCUCCCUGACCAAUCAAGGCUUCUGUUUCUUUUGGCCAGCUGUGGUCCCGUCAGGGCUCUGUGCGGGGCACGGUACUGUCCCUCGCUGCUCCCAGGAGAAGGACGUGCUUGCGGCCGUAUGCCGCGCGUAGCUGCUCAGUCCAGACGGCGCUGGCAUUGUCAUACCAGGUGGUAUCUGUGCGAGAGCCAUCGUCAUUGAUGUACACUUGUUUUCUUUCAACAUCUUCCCCAACAGGGAGAGCAUCCUUUCUUUUUUAGGAUUCCUGGUUGAGCAGCAGCGUGGCUCAGUAAUCCACGGCGUUGGAAGAGGGAGGCACAUUGUAGUGGCGUGACAAGGAUGAAUAUUUUUAAUCUUCUCAGCUUGUUGGCUUUCAGCUUGUGAAAGAUUGUCUUAGAACAGGAUUGUAGAUUACUAAUAGUUUGUGUGGUUAUUCCGAUAAAGCUGGCGUGACAUAGAGGUAGGGCUUCUUCUUUUUCUUAAAGAAGAAGGUCAUCAUGGAUAUCGUGAGCUUGCUUGUGUUGAGUGAAUUUACAUAGACAAAACGUGGAGUUACGUUACGAAUAAGAUAACCGUCUUCUUAGUGUUUCUUUUGGAUUUUCUCAGCAAACUGCAUGCCGCCGGAGAUUUAUUUAUUUAUAAUUUUAUUAAACGAACGACUCUUUUUUCUCAACCUAGCUUUGCCAAAGUUAGUCAUUAAAACCCAUCGGUGAUUUAGCUAUCCGUGAUGGUGGACAUUGCCUGCAUGCCUUCAGAGCCAGGCUGUUUUUUUUUUUGUUGUUGUUGUUUUUUUUAAACAUGUAGAGUUUUUGCGUGUUCGUUGCUGUUUAGGGUUCGGUGGUUUGGUACAUCUGUGGAAGAUACAGCGGAGUUACCAUGGAGUCAGGGCAGCUUGCCAGUCAAGCCUGAGGCAUAACGCUUGCAUGGAGUUCUCCUGCAGGAUUUGCUCACUCGCUCACAACUCAACACAUAGUACUGUGCCCCACCACGGACUGAGGUGAACGCAGAUUCACGGGAGUUGAGGAAUUGUUCGUCUGUGCUCAUAGUUUCCCGUGCAUCCCGUACAGCGUUUCUGCUGCUCUGAGACAGAAUGCCGACGUGAAACUUUUAUGUCAGUGCAAAUAAACUGCAAGAGAUUGUAAAGCGUUGUUGUAGAUCUUGAGAUCGUCUUUGACGAUAUUUACUGCCGAAUUGAUGUUUUACGCCAAUAAAUCUUAACGGCACUUUCCCCGUUUUUGCGGUAACACACAUUCGACAUUAUACCUGCUUACGCUAUCAUUUUAUUCUUCCCCCACACCCUCGAUUCUUCCACUAGAGGUCGCUGUUGUCAUGUGUUUCGCAUGCUGAGGUGUUAGGGUUCAUGCUGGCCUGUUUGGAAACCAGUUUUGACCUGUAUUGAAACCUCUCUGUGCAUGGGAGGCUUCAAUUCAUUUUUGCUAUGGAACUUCGAGCCGGUUGACUCUGUGAGCCGCGCGCGGAAACCUUUAUUUGUAUUUGUUUGGAUGAGGAUACGUGAACAUAGAAUAGUUAUUAUGUUAUAUCCGGCACUGCUCCACACAGGCAGAGGCCUAUAUUCAUAGUAAUGUAUAAAUAUGUAUCUUUCAUAUCAUAAUGUUGAAAUAAUCUAUAUAUUGAUGUUAAUAUACACAAGAUGUUAUAAUAAACAUAGUAUUACUCAAUACCUUAUUAAUUCUAUAUCUAUAGAGCAACUCUUUUUUUUUCGUUUGAUGGUUUGAACAGGCCAGGACAACCUUUUUGUGGAGUGAGGAUUUGUAGAGUGCAAUAUAUGAUUACAUCCGUUAACCAGCUUAGCUAAAAGGGUUUAAACAGGUCACAAUUACUUGUUGGUUUUUGUUUACAUUAGUCAUUUUCGGAGCUGACGAGUCGCGACCAGUUUUGAACCUUCUAAGGAAAUGUGGUGCUUUUCUGACCAUGAAACACACAAUUUCAUCAAUAUGAGACUCUUUAGUAACUUGUUGUUCGUGAAACUAGCUAGCUAGCUCCUAGCUAGCAAGGAGAACCAUUUAGCUGUUCGAAUUUGUUAUGAAAUACAUCAAGUUUUUGUUCACAACUUUAAAACCUUUUUAAUAAAGUCUUAAGAAUGUAAAAAGUCCGAUUUACAUUCACUUUUUAAACUUUGAGUGUGCUUGUACCGUGCCAAACUCUAAUAUUACCUCUAUAUGCUAAAAGUGUUACACUGCAAGAUUUAUUUUAUGUUCUAUGCUAAAAUAUGGUGCCAAAUAUGUUUCUAUACGAGUUUGGAUUUUUUUUAAUUAUUAUUAUUAUUAUUUAUUUAAAUGCGUAUGGGUGUUUUGGCAAGCAUGUGACUUUCUUUUGACAUGAUGCAUGGGGCCAUUACUAGUAGAAAUAAUUAUUUCAUACCCAUAAAUUGGUCCUCAUAUAGCAGAGGUUUGUGAAUGUAAGCUUUAAUUCUGCAUUUUUCUUUCUUAAGUUGUUCUGUCAUGUGAUGCAACUGACCAGAACCAACUUUAUUUGUGCACUUUCUACCAUUUGUCUAAGCAGGGUAUAUAUUUUGUUGAGUGAUUUAUGUACCUUGAACUCAGAGCCAUAUAUACAUAUAUAUAUAUAUUCUGAUGUUGAUUGAUGUGUCAUGCUAAAACAGCUCUUGCAGUCUGUAAUAAAGUUUGUUGGUUUUUGCCA